Molecule: messenger RNA, 3529 nt
Organism: Paralichthys olivaceus (Japanese flounder)
Lineage: Eukaryota; Metazoa; Chordata; Actinopteri; Pleuronectiformes; Paralichthyidae
Gene: fbxo31
Product: F-box protein 31
Biological process (GO): SCF-dependent proteasomal ubiquitin-dependent protein catabolic process
Cellular component (GO): SCF ubiquitin ligase complex
Molecular function (GO): protein binding
Source: RefSeq, a predicted model, not a curated record
GASGAGGAGAAGAAGAAGAGGAAGAAGAAGAAGGAAUCACGCGUGCGGAAUAGUGUGUAAAACGCAUGUGUGCAUACGCUGGUUACGUGCGCGUCGCCGUGACGUCAGAGGGCACGCCGCCGCUUGUGCUCACGGGGGCAGGAGGAGACCGGGCUGCAGCUGACAUGUCUGAUGUAAUGUUGCCCGUCUGGUGAACUACGGAUGGCUGUGUGCGCCAGGCUCUGCGGAGUGGGGCAGUCGCGAAGGUGCCGGAGGCGACAGCGGCAGAACCAGCAGGGCCAGGGGAGCGAUUCCGACAUGGACGAGGAAGAAGGGGAGAGGAUCGUGGGCCAGCGGCAGGGAGACGUCUCCGGAGGCGGAGGCGCCACUGCAGGGCCGAGUGACGCCUGCGAAUAUGGCAGCGGUCGUGUCAACAGAGGAGGCUCCAGCACCGGACCCCUGCACCCGCAAUCUUUAGCAGAACUACCGCCGGAGCUGCUCGUGGAAAUAUUGUCCCUGCUCCCCGGAACAGCGCUGCCGAACGUGGCCCUCGUCUGCAAGACGUUCAGACAGAUCCUCAACACGGAGACCAUCUGGAGGAGGCGCUGCAUCGAAGAGUUUGAUAUGAAGGGGGAUCUGAGGAAGAUGGAGGUGGGAGGAGUAUCCAGCAGGGAUCUCUAUGUGAAACUGCUUCACCCUUACAGACACAUCUUGGGCUUAUGGCAGCCUGACAUCGGCCCUUAUGGUGGAUUGCUCAAUGUUGUGGUGGAUGGGCUGUCAAUCAUUGGCUGGAUGUAUUUGCCACCUCAUGACCCUCGCGUGGAGGAUCCCAUGAGAAGACGGCCACUGUUCCGUGUCCACAAGUGGGAAAGCAAUAAGGCCACAGUGGAGUGUAUGUACGGACACAAGGGUCCCCACAAAGGGGACAUACAGACAGUCAAGAAGGAUGAAUUUUCAACGAAAUGUAACCAGACGGAUCAUCACCGCAUGCCAGGAGGCAGACAGGAGGAGUUCAGGACAUGGUUGGAGGAAGAAUGGGGCCGGACGUUGGAAGAAAUCUUCCAUGAACACAUGCAGGAGCUUAUCCUGAUGAAGUUCAUUUAUACAAGUCAAUACGAUAACUGCUUGACGUACCGGAGGAUCUACCUUCCUCCAGAAAAGCCCUCCGACCUGCUGCAGCCAGGCCUCUUCAAAGGUACCUAUGGCAGUCACGGCUUGGAGAUUGUCAUGCUCAGUUUCCAUGGGACUUCUGCAAGAGCCACCAAACUCACUGGAGACCCCAACGUUCCUGCAGGGCAGCUCACGUUAGACGUUGACCUGAGCCGGCCCGUUGUCCUCCCAGACCUGGAGAACCAGCGCAAAAUAGAGAAACUGUCUCAUCUUGUAAUGGGGGUACACGAGGAGGUGCAGAGGGAAACAGAACAACAGGCUAAGGACAUCUCUCCCACGGUCAGUGGUGCAGCGGCAGAGGGGGCCUGUGGCGGUGCCAGUGCCGCGGAAGGGAUUGAGGUCGACCAUGGUGCCUGUUCAGACAGCUGCCAGCCUGGCCCCAGCAGCAGCACCAGUCCUCUAGAAGAUCAGCCUUUUGUCCUGCCCCUGGGUGUGAUGGCUCGCAACGAGGUGUACCCUCGUACCUGCAGAAAAUGCUUCUAUGGGACAGGCCUGAUCGCAGGGCACGGCUUUACGAGCCCAGAGCGCACACCGGGGCUCUUUGUGCUGUUUGAUGAGGACCGCUUCGGUUUCAUCUGGCUGGAGCUGAAGUCUUUCAGUCUGUACAGUCGCCUGACGGACCGUCUGGCCCACGCUCAUGCCCCGGACAUGGAGCGAUUUGAGGCCAUGCUGCACAACAUGCAGUCCUGGACAUCCUGAUGCACCAAGCUUUACUCUCCUCCCACAACACAAUGCAUUAACAACAAGUGUUGCACACAAAUCACCUCUGCUGACAAUAUUACUACCACGUUAGCUCAUGCCCUUAACUCUCCAGGAUAUUGUCUGUGUUUCACAAAAUAGUGUUUUACUGUCUAAUGAAGCUAGUUAUAUCACCCUGACCUAGCACACCACGUUUCUGUUCCCAUACGAGAACUUUGAAAGAUCUCUCAUGGCGACGUCAACACCUCACUUUUGUGUGACCUUAAUCCUCCGGUGCAGCAUGAAAACAGGUCACAGGUUUUUAAUUUAUUUAUUUAUUCCCUGCAGGAGAAAAAGAAAAAUUCUCACCACAUAUUAUGGCUCAAACUGUACGUGCCUCUAAAACCAUGUCUGUACUUAGUAGUGCUUGAAGAGGAUAAAGGUGUCCAAUGUAUUCUUAUCUACAUAUAUAAAUAUCGAUAUAUAUAUAUCGAUAUAUAUAUAUAUAGUCGUAUACUUUCAGUGCCCAUCAUAUUGACCUGCAUGCUGCAUUUGUUUUAGAUCUAAUCAUACCACACUCAUAAACAUUACCUGAACAUGAUGUUUUACAUUUGUGGAGCAGCAUGCCUUGUUUGUUUUGCGUUCAAAACAUCUGAAUUUAGAAAAAAAAAGCAUCUCAGGUGUUUUUGCCACAAGUCAGUUAAAAACAUGUGUAUUCUAAUGUAUUAAGUUACCUUCUUUGUUUUCAUUCGUCCAGUAGAAAGACUGAGGAACUUUACAACUGGGUAAUUUUCCUACCAUUGACUGGAAAGGACGUGCUGUCUUAUCGAACACUUUAGCUUCAGCAGCCAGUUUUGGACAGGCUGAUAUGUUUUCGUCCUUUGUACUUUAACAAUAUCUUUUUCAGCGAUAUGCUCCGGGUCAUGUUCCCACAUCAAACAUAGUAUUAAUGUCACCACACCUGACAAGAUAUUAUGUAGGUCUGAAAACUGAACUGCAAUACAACAAUAUAACUUAUUAAUAUACUGUGAAUUGAAUUACUUUCUAAAUUAUACAGUUCACGUGGUUAUAUAAUCGUGGUCUGAAACAGAAACAUAUUUUGCCUUUUUGAAAUGUAUUUAAGUUGUGGUUUGUUUUAAUUGGCUGACGUGUUGUUUGCCUGGCUUUAUGCCUGCAAAGAUAUUCCCUCCUCCCUUCCAACGUAUUUCAAACUUGAGACCAAGCUUGCUGAACAUUACCCAGACUAACGGCUCAAAGUGCAACUCAAAGUACCAAGUACCAAGUGUCGGUGUGUCUCAUUAUGGCCUGAAAGUAAUGCCCAGUAGCUUUCUUAUUCCAAGUGCACUUUUCUGGGCAAAAUUGUGAAUCAUUCAAAACCACUGGCCAGCACUUUUAUAUCAGACUGCAACUUUACUAAAUUUGCAAAAGAAAAAAGUUUACAUAAUAAUUUUGUCACAUUUUAUUGAUUUCCUCUGAACUGAAGUACUUAUUUUGAAUACAUUUCCGUGUCUGUAAGCCCUCUGCAACCAGCUACUUGAGUGAUUUGCCUUUGAAAAGUGUUGCUUUGUACUAUUUUCAAUGCCAUACGCCUGAUUUAGUGAAAAACAAACAUAAGAUUGACCUAUUGAACUGCUCACAUCAGACUUCAGGGAGCUUUCCAGCUUAAGCGCUCUUCUCAGUAAUAAAAAAACAAAAAAACUGA